Molecule: messenger RNA, 1880 nt
Organism: Saccostrea echinata
Lineage: Eukaryota; Metazoa; Mollusca; Bivalvia; Ostreida; Ostreidae
Product: cytochrome P450 2B1-like
Exons: 5
Coding region: 7-1476 (489 amino acids)
Biological process (GO): xenobiotic metabolic process
Cellular component (GO): intracellular membrane-bounded organelle; cytoplasm
Molecular function (GO): heme binding; iron ion binding; oxidoreductase activity, acting on paired donors, with incorporation or reduction of molecular oxygen, reduced flavin or flavoprotein as one donor, and incorporation of one atom of oxygen
Source: RefSeq, a predicted model, not a curated record
AAGUCCAUGAUAUCUCUGCCAGUUAUUUUCAUAAGUACUGCUAUACUGGUAGGGUUUCUGGCAAUGUUUUGGACACGUGACAACAGGAAUCUUCCGCCGAGGGAACCUGGACGUCUGCUCGUUGGAAACGUAGACAUUAAACCAGAUGCUUCUAUGCUACUCGACCUACAGAAGAAACAUGGUGAUUUGAUAACGCUGAAGGUUUUUGGUCAAACUAUCAUUGUUGUUUGUGGCUAUGACACUCUCAGAGAAGUUCUUGUCCAGCAUGGCGAGUCAACAUCUGCCCACCCUGCAACUUUUGGAUUUUCGGAAUAUUUUGAACUAACAGGUAUUGCUGGGGGAUCUGGCACAAUUUGGAGGAAUCAACGAAAAUUUGGACAUGACACAUUGCAGGCCAUUGAUUCCGGGAGUAAUAAUCUCGAGUCCCGGGUUUUAGAAGAAGUAUCGGACUUUCUCAAGGAGAUAGACAAAAUGGAAGGUCAACCAUUUGAUGUCAGCAGGCUCAUCAAAACAAGUCAUUACAACAUUAUAUCAUCUCUCAUAUUUGGACACAGAUUUGAACACGACAACGCCACUCUCACAAGACUCGUGGAUUUAGUCGACGAAGCUAUGGAUAUAUUUCCUGACCAGGGAAUUCUGAACUUUUUGGAAUGGCUAAAAUACGUACCAGGGGAUCCAUUCAAAGUUAGAAGGAGACGAUUCUUGGUUGAUGAAAUCUUCAAAAUUGUUCAAAAGUCAGUUGACGAGCACAAAGAAACACUUGAAAAUCCAAAGUCCUCCGAUUUUAUUUAUAGUUUUUUGAACGAACAGAAAAAGAGGAAAUUAAAUAAUGAAAGUUUGGAAGGUUUUGGAGAUAGGGACCUCGUGGUUAUGGGAUAUGUAUUAUACUUCACCAGUACCCCAUCCGUACAUGAGUUAUAUUGGUAUAUUUUAUACCUUUUGCACAACCCAGAUGUAGUGGUACGCAUGCGCACAGAAAUUCAAGAAAAUAUUGGAACCAAUAAGCCGAUCACAAUGGCAGAUCAAGAAAAGCUUCCCUACUGUCGUGCAGUAAUGUAUGAAGUCCUGCGUUUAUCUGUUACCGUCGUGGUUCCUCCGACCCAUACAUUCUCAGAAGACAUCACCGUCAACGAUUUUACUCUGCCAAAAGAUGCUUGGGUAAUGGCGGCCUUAUGCACAGUCAACUUGGAUCCAAACAUUUUUCCGGAACCUGAAAAAUUUAAACCAGAACGAUUCAUCAAUCAAAGCGGCCAAUUGUUUGGAUAUGAAAAGGUUUAUGCAGCCUUUUCAUUGGGUCCCAGAGACUGUCUGGCCAAAAAUCUUGGUAAAAUGGAAAUGUUUCUUUUUCUCACAACACUGGUACAGAACUAUGAUAUUGAAAACGAGGCUGGAAAACCUCUUCCGUCGCUGAAAGGAAUGUCUAGGGGAUUCCAUGUUGCAAUUCCCUAUCAAGUUUGUUUGAAAAAGAGAGAUUGAAGUAAAUGUCAAAAAGGUACUUCAUCCCUUUAUGCAUAUGACAAUUAAAACUUCAAACUUUAGGAUACAAAAUGAAACAAAGGGAUGAUACAUUAUGUUUUGGCCAGAAACUAAAUGAGUAAAUAGAUUUCUUUUUUAAAAAAAAAUGAAUUAUUUUCAUGUUUAUAUUAUAUCAAAUAUGUAUUUAUGCCAAAUGCUGCUUAAAAACUGGUAAUUAAAUUUCAUUGCAAUUUUCUGCCACUAAAAGAACUCAGAACUUCACAGCUGUAUCUUUUGAAAAUCAUUGCAAAGUAAAUGAUAUACAGAUACUGUCCAAUAUAUAUAUGUCAAUUGACCCUAAAAUGUCCAUGUUGUUUAUUUUAUCUUGUCUCUAUAUAAAGGACACAUUCUUCCUCAAAUGAAAA